Lachancea sp. 'fantastica' is the source of this 1287-nucleotide messenger RNA. NCBI's taxonomy places the organism in Eukaryota, Fungi, Ascomycota, Saccharomycetes, Saccharomycetales, Saccharomycetaceae. The record is from the annotation of a GenBank genome assembly.
AUGCUACGGUUUUUUAUCGCGCUAGUUCAAUUGAUAGCUCUGACUCUAGCGAGGUCGUCUUCUGGCUCGAGGUCGCUAGUGAUUUUCGACCAAAGAUUGAUAGACUUGGAUGAUUACAGCGUAUUUCUAGGCAACCUAAAAGACCGCUCAUUCGAGUUGAGCUAUGCACCUGUCACUAAUGAUUCGACCCCCAUCGAGCUUUUCGAAGGAGAGGACAGACGUUAUGACAACUUGAUUUUGUUCCCAAUCAAGUCGAGACAUUUCAACAAGCAGCUAUCGGCAGAUAGACUUCUCCAUUUUUUCAGUGAAGGAGGUGAGAUUUUGGCUAUAACAUCACCCAAUGGAGUGGCUGAUAAUGUACGCAUCUUUUUGAACCAGCUGGGUAUCUUCCCUAGUCCAAAGAACUUUCAAUUAAGGAACUUUUUCCAGGACAACAGCGAGGUUGUUUUGCAUCUGCCGGCAUCUAAGGUUCUCAACGAGUACGUGGUCCCCAAGAGUGAUGGAGAGGUCAUUUAUGAAGGCUCUGCUGCUUUGCUUGGUGUCUCUGACCUGAUCAUUCCAAUGCUGCAAGCUCCAAGGACGUCAUUUUCCGAAGACAGCCAGAAACACGGUGAGAAGUGGACGAUUGGAUCACAGGGCUAUCUUGUGGCUUCCUUCCAGAGCUUGGAAAAUUCUCGGCUGUCUUGGGUCGGCAGCUUGGAAUUUUUCAGCAACAAAAAUUCUGCAUCCAACGAGCACUUUAUCCAGGAGCUGACAAAGUGGACCUUUGAUGAAAAAGCCGUUGUUAAAGUCGUGGAUUCUAACCAUGCUCAUUCUUCCGGACUUGAAUAUUCAGAUUCUCCCUACAAAAUCAAAGACGAAGUUUUCUAUGAUGUCAGUUUGAGCGAAUGGGAUGGUACAACGUGGGUUCCCUUUAUUACUGAGGACGUUCAAUUUGAGCUCAGAAUGGUGGAUCCUUAUUACCGUAUCACCAUGAAGUCAAAAGAAGAGUCGUCUCCAACAUUCCAGACAUACACUACAGGUAAUUUCAAUCUUCCGGACCAUCAUGGAAUAUUCACUUUCAUUGUGGAUUACAAAAGGAGCGGGCUAUCAUUUUUCACAGAUAAAGAUGUGAAAGCUAUUCGUCAUUUAGCUAAUGAUGAGUAUCCUAGAAGCUGGGUCAUUACCAAUUCUUGGGUUUACCUGACAGCUAUAUACGCGGUCAUUUUUACAUGGGUAAUUUUCGUGGCACUCUUUUUGGGGGUCAAGAAGAGUGUCAACGUUCCCGUUGAGAAGAAGACAAACUAA